This is a messenger RNA of Neltuma alba, 1364 nucleotides long. Its product is annotated as E3 ubiquitin-protein ligase AIRP2-like. Gene Ontology annotation, cellular component: cytosol. The record is from RefSeq and is a predicted model, not a curated record. Lineage: Eukaryota; Viridiplantae; Streptophyta; Magnoliopsida; Fabales; Fabaceae. Gene Ontology annotation, biological process: protein ubiquitination. Bases 351 to 1067 code for a protein of 238 amino acids. The transcript is spliced from 5 exons. Gene Ontology annotation, molecular function: ubiquitin protein ligase activity.
UGUUUCAAGCGCCUUUACUAGGCUCCACCACAGAGAAUCUCCGGCUCUUCCUCCUUCGGAAAACAAAUCCUGUCCUAUGGGGGUAAAAUCGUCAAUGGGCAAUAUUAAUCUCAAGCCUGGUAAUCUGGUAUUCAUUAUCGAGGAGGCAAAACCGGGACCGGUGUUGGUGGACUCAAAGUGCGUUGAUUAUAUAGUGCUUCUUCUUGUAGUGUGGGAAAAAGAUUCUUUCGUAAUCGACGAUCUCCUUCUUCUUCUUUCUCUCUCUCCCUCUCUCUCUUGCUGACGCAUUGGGCUCUGCCAUUCUCUUCGUUGUAUAUCUUUAGUAGUAGGCAGAAAUUACUUCCCGUGGAAUGGGGAAAUCAGCGUUUCAUGAUUCUCUAAAAGCUCUGGAAGCUGAUAUUCAGUACGCCAAUGAUCUGUUAUUAGGGUAUCCGAGAGAUAAAGAUGGAGCAUGCUUUCAAAUGAGACUGUCAUACGGUCCAGGUGCUACCUUAUUUCUUUUUCUUGUUCAAUGGGCGGAUUACCACCUGGCUGGUGCUCUGGGUUUACUGAGAGUUCUAGUUUAUAUGACCUAUGGAGAUGGGAAGACCACCAUGUCAAUAUAUGAAAGGAAAGCAAGCAUUAAAGAGUUUAACUCGGUUAUAUUUCCUGCUUUGUUGCAACUUGAGAAGGGCAUCACAGAUUUGGAGGAAAAGAAACAAAAUGAAGUAUAUGCUAUUAGAUAUAAGAAGAAAGAAAAACAAUCAAAAUUUGACGUGGAAAGAGAAGAGGAGUGUGGAAUUUGCAUGGAGGUGAAGGCAAAAGUUGUGCUGCCUAAUUGCUGCCAUUGCAUGUGUUUGAAGUGCUUCAGGGAUUGGUGUGAGAAAUCCGAGUCAUGCCCCUUUUGCCGGGGAAAUCUUAAAAGGGUCAAUUCAUGUGACCUUUGGAAUUACAUAGAUGAGGGUGAUAUUAUGGAUAUCAGAGCGAUUUUCAAAGAGAACCUUAAGAGGUUGCUUUGGUACAUGGAGAAGUUGCCUAUUGUUGAUCCGGACCCCACGCAUGUCUCUUAUGAACCCUGUAGGAGUUAACGGCUAUAUUUACAGGCCUCAAGAACUUUGCACAUAACUGUUUCGCCGUACAUGCCAUUUUAGAUAGUAACUGAUUGUACAUAUUGUCCGGCUUAAUGUUCAUAGCAGUGGCUUCAUCUUAUGGUUCCAAGCAGGUUUGUGUCGUCUUUAUGCUUGAAGUUGAUAAUAUUUUAUUGUAAUGUAAUGGAACAGCCUUCCAGAAGAAUGGGAGGGCACAAUAUUUGCCUCAACUAGCUGAUUUAUCCUUGCGUUUCAGUUUCACACAAAAGCAAUAGAUGAGGAAGUCACUUUACAAUC